This is a messenger RNA of Pseudophryne corroboree (corroboree frog), 1200 nucleotides long. Its product is annotated as vomeronasal type-2 receptor 26-like. Gene Ontology annotation, biological process: G protein-coupled receptor signaling pathway. Gene Ontology annotation, molecular function: G protein-coupled receptor activity. The coding region runs from base 1 to 1200 and encodes 399 amino acids. The transcript is spliced from 3 exons. The record is from RefSeq and is a predicted model, not a curated record. NCBI's taxonomy places the organism in Eukaryota, Metazoa, Chordata, Amphibia, Anura, Myobatrachidae. Gene Ontology annotation, cellular component: plasma membrane.
AUGACAGAUGUUCCCCUGGAUACAGAAAAGCCUCUAAUGGAGGAUUCCAUGUCUGCUGCUAUGACUGUGUCCCAUGUUCUGAGGGAGAAAUGUCCAAUGUUACAGAGAAGGAAAGCUACCAGUAGAGAGAGUGAGAGAUUACAGAUGUUAGUUAAGGUUGGGAUGAGCAAAGGAGACAGAGAUUUAUUUACUUGUGAUGGUAUAGGCUCAAGAGGAGAGGUAGUAGAGGAGCAGGCUGAGAAGAGUGUUGACACUUCAUCUACACUUGUGGGAUCAAAUGGGGAGAGAAUGCCAGAAGACAGUGACAGCUGCCAUAGAUGUCCUGAUGAGGAGUGGCCGGAUGAGAGAAAAGUGAGAUGUGUCCCCAAAACAUACGACUUUCUGUCAUAUGAAAAGGACAAUGUGGCACUAAUUUCCCCAGUAACCGCUUCAUCUUUCUCUGCCGUAACAUUAUUUAUAUUAGGGAACUUUAUUUAUUACUGGAACACUCCAAUUGUGAAAGCCAACAACCGGGCUGUAAGCUUCAUUCUCCUGGUCUCAAUCUUGCUGAGCUUUCUCUGUGUAUUCUUGUUCCUCGGCCAGCCGGUGGAUGUAACCUGCAGGCUGAGACAGAUGUCAUUUGGGAUCUUCUUCUCCACAGCUGUCUCUUCUGUACUGGCCAAGACUGUCACUGUCUGCAUUGCUUUCAAAGCCACCAAACCUGGUAGUCCCUGGAAGAAGUGGGUAACACUCAAAGUGUCUAAUUAUGUGGUCAUUGUGUGCUCCUCUGUCCAAGCUCUAAUCUGUGCUAUGUGGCUGUCAGUUUCUCCUCCAUACCAUGAGUAUGACCAUAACUCCUAUCAGGGAAUGAUCAUCAUUCAGUGUAAUGAGGGGUCAGUGAUUUGGUUCUACUCUGUGUUGGGCUACAUGGGGAUCCUGGCAGCUGUGAGCUUUGUUCUGGCUUUCAUGGUGAGGACAUUACCGGACAGCUUUAAUGAGGCCAAGUACAUCACCUUCAGCAUGCUGGUGUUCUGCAGUGUCUGGAUUGCAAUGAUCCCAGCCUAUCUGAGCACCAAAGGGAAAGACGCGGUGGCUGUAGAGAAAUUCGCCAUCCUGACCUCAUGUGCUGGAGUUCUGGGCUGUAUAUUUUUCCCAAAACUCUACAUUCUGCUUUUCAGAACUGAUUUGAUCUCCAGAAAAAUGAUGCUGGGAAAGAACUAA